AGACCCCGCCCUGUCCACAGUGUACUGCUGACCAUCAGGCUCGCCGGGCUGGACUGUAUUCGUCGCGCGCGCCUGGUUGUCAUUUAGCUUGUAUGGCGACCAGCUAGGAGACCGUUUUCUCUCCUCCAUCAGACCGAUAGCUCCCGUUAGAGAGCUAACAGACUUCAGAUGAAAUGGGAUGAUGUAGCGGGAUAACUCAAUGGGAGAACUACGCAGUACGCUAGUAGAACUAGCGUGCUAAGCUAACGAGGAGCCAUACUCGUUCGGACGAAGCUAACGCUGGAAGCUAACCCAAACGAGUGUUCACCUGCGGACUGGUGCUGUUGUCCGACUGACGGUGCCGUUGUUAGCUAACAAGAUGGAAAGUGUGAAGGAAAACGAGUCCGGAGUGACUUCAUCAACGCUACAGGGGACACCGGACUCUGGCAACUUUAACUCCGCCAAGCCGAGUGGAUUAACGCCGCUGCCCCCUGGAAAGAGACCCUCCAUCGGGGAGGAUGAGGGUGGGGGCGCAGAGGCGAAACUCUUCGGGAAGGGUCUUGCGGCCACCUCCCUUCUCCAGAUUGCAAUAAGGAACGGAAUCUACCAAAACCAAGUUGCCAACGCUACCGGCGGCACGGGAAAGAUGAGCAACAUGCCCGCGGUAAAAACGGCCAACAUCUACAGUUUGACGUCGGUGAGCAGCACCACUUCGGUGAACUCUUUGCUGAACAGGAGGCGGCACAGACACAAGAGGAACCUGUCUCUGGGGGCUCCACCGACCGCUAGCUCGCUCGGGGCGUCUCCGUCCGAGGCGGCUAGUCCCGCGCCCUCCGCCUCACCGCUCAGCACUCUCAGCCUGGACAGAAAGACCUUCCUCCGGCAGAAACAGUCAAAGCAGCUUCAGGCCUCUGACAAGUCAUGGGUGAGAUCGGACCCCCAGCGGGGAUGCAUCCACGUUCACGACUGGCUCACGCCCUCCUACCCGCGCCCUGUGCUCUGCACCGUGGACACCACUGCUAAGGAGGUGGCCUCCAAGCUGGAGGGCAGCAAAGCUGGGGCUGUGCUGAGAAUUAACUGCAAACCUAAUGACUUAAAUGAUCUCUGUAAAGAUGUUAAUGAGCAUGUUGAUAACGUGGAUUUGAAAAAUCCCAAAUCAGAGGAGAACGAAAGCACCAAGUGUUACUCUGAUGCUAAAUUACCUUCUAAUUUUUUUCUGGAUGAUAAAGGUGGUAGUAACUCUUCCUCUGAGGUCUGUCUCAAUGACAUUGGAGUUGAUUUAAGCCAGAGUGGCACAGACUGCUUCGGCCCAUACUCUGGUUCUGAUAUAGAGAGCAGCACAUGUGAGGACUUCAGCCCAGGUGGACCCAGAAGUACGGAGCACCGAGACUCGCUCAGUGACGGGCUGGGUUUGGGGACCGACUCUUCAGCGCUGAGUCCAAAUUGUGACAGUGCCACAGAGGAACCUGACCCAUUUGAAAGCUCCUCAGAUGAGCUGGAGCUCACAUCUUCCCCAACGCACUCAGCGUCAGACCUGCCCCCCUCAGACACCCACAGUGCUUCUAACCAAGCCACCAGACAAGAGGAUGAUGGUGAAGCUGAUGCUGGUGAUGCCCCCAAAUUAAUCACAGAGCCAGCUAAAUGCUCCAACAGCUCUUUGACUCGACCCCUAACCAGCCAAGCAUCUGUCCAGCCAGACCAGGAGAUCCCCGAGGCCAGCAGAGGGUGGCCCGAGCCCAUCAAUCCCAGUCCGACCCCGGCCCUGUUCAUCCAGCUGCACGGCGGAGUUGUAAGGCGACUGGGAGAUGAUGAACGACCACUUCAGAUUUUAAACAAGUACCUCGCUAAUCUGGGGUUUGAAGAUGCAUGGAGGAUGCAAGAGGAAGGCAUGAAUCCAGAAAUUGGCUGCUUGAUACGCUUCUACUUUGGUAAGCCUCGCUGCGUGGGGGGGUCGGAGCGCGUGCAGCUCUCCGGGGUGUUCAACGUGCGGAAAGGCAAGCUGGCGCUGCCGGUGAACCGCUGGUCGAGGCGUCAGGUCACACUGAGCGGAACCUGCCUCAUCGUGUCGUCUGUGAAACACGCUCACACCGGAAAGAUGCACAUCCUCCCGCUCAUCGGAGGAAAGGUGGAGGAGGUGAAGAGGCACAGCCACUGCCUGGCCUUCAGCUCCGCGGGUCCUCAGAGUCAGACCUACUACGUCAGCUACGAGUCCUACGCCGAGCACCUGCGCUGGCACAGGAUGGCCUCGAAGAUUGCCUCCCAGAGGGUGAACUCUGUCGACCUGUCGUGCUGCAGCCUGGAGGAGCUUCCUGCUCAGCUGUUCUACAGCCAGGAUCUCACACACCUCAGCCUCAAGAACAACUUCAUGUCUCCACUCAAAGGUGUUCCAGCGCUCACCAGGUUUUGUAAACUGAGAAGCCUCAGCCUGUCCAAUAACGCUCUGUCUGAGUUUCCUCCGGCACUGUGUGACAUCACCUCGCUCACAGAGCUCAACCUGUCUGGAAACCGUCUCUCCUGUCUGCCGGCAGAAAUGGCAGCAAUGAUGGACCUGCAGACUCUCCUCCUGGAUGGAAACAUCCUCAGCUCUCUGCCUGCAGAGCUGCGCUCUCUGGAGGGCUUGUCCUACCUCGGGUUAUCCUUCAACUGUUUUAGCAGCGUCCCCCCCGUCCUGGAGAAGCUCAGAGGGAUGGAAAAGCUCUGUCUGGCAGGAAAUCAGCUCUCUGUCCUGGAUAUGAUCGGUCUGCAGUGGCUGCCUGCUCGCUACGUAGACCUCAGGCUGAACCGGCUCCACAAGGUGAUGGUGGCAGAACCAGAACAGCUGGUCCACGUUGUCCAGCUGGACCUGAGGGACACCGGCCUGCAGGAGCUGGACGUCCGCUGUCUGGGUAAACUGGAGCAGCUGCGCUGUGACAGAAACUCGCUCUCCCUCCUCAGAGUCAGCGGCCACGCCCUCAAGAGUCUGCACGCCGCGCACAACGAGCUGAAGCAGCUGGAGGUGCAGCCGGUCCCAGAGAAUCUGACGGUUCUGGAUCUGUCCCGGAACAAGCUUGGACACGUCCCGGACUGGUUGGGCGAGAGCAGCAGACUGGAGGUGCUGGACAUCAACCAUAACCGUGUCACGGAGCUUCCUGUCUGGCUGCUGUCCGGCGGGAGCCUGAGGAAGCUGCUGGCAGGCUGGAACGACGUGAGUCGGCUGACGGAGAGGCUGGAGAGCUCUCAGCUGGAAGUCCUGGACCUGCAGCACAACCACCUGACUGAGCUCCCACACAACCUGUUCAUCAAAGCUCAGAGCUUACGUUACCUAAACGUGUCUGCCAAUAAGCUGGAGGACCUCCCUGCAGCCAGCCUGUCAGAGGAUGCCUUCGGCAGCCUGGAGGAGCUGUACGUGACCAACAACAGCCUGUCAGACAAGGUUGUUCCUCUGCUGACGGGACACAGCCGUCUCAGGGUGCUCCACCUUGCCUACAACCAGCUGCAGACGUUCACUGCCAGUAAACUGGCCCGCCUGGAGCAGCUGGAGGAGCUGGACCUGAGUGGAAACAGGCUGAGAGCCGUACCCACCACCAUCCUCAGCUGCCAGCGGCUGCACACGCUGUCCGCCCACUCCAACUGCAUCAGCACCUUCCCUGAAGUCCUGCAGCUGCCAGAGAUCAAGUGUGUGGAUUUGAGCUGCAACGAGCUGAGCGAGGUGACCCUACCAGAGACGCUUCCUCCGAAGCUUCAGGAGCUCGACCUGACUGGAAAUCCUCGACUCGGCCUGGAUCACAAGAGCCUGGAGCUCCUCAACAAUAUCCGCUGUUUCCGGGUGGAUCCGUCUCCGUCGGCUCCCUGUGCCAGCGACAGCCACGGCGUUCCCGCAUUCUGGAGUCACGGCUUCACGGAAGCUUCUGGAGUCAAAAACAAGCUGUGCGUGGCGGCUCUGGCCCAGGACAGCUUCUGUGGGACUCGUGAAGCUCUCUACGGCGUGUUUGACGGCGACAGGAACGUCGAGGUGCCUUACCUGCUGCAGUGCACCAUGGGAGAUGUGCUCGCAGAGGAACUCCACAGAGGCCCAAAGCAGGAAGACUACAUGACCAGCACAUUCCUCACCAUGCAAAGGAAACUGGGCACGGCGGGCCAGAAGAUGGGCGGAUCGGCUGCUUUAUGCCACAUCAGGCACGCCCCGGUGGCGCCCGGAGAGCACGGAGGCUGCUUCACGCUGACGGCAGCCAACGUGGGGCGCUGCCGGGCCGUGUUGUGCCGCGGGGGGAAUGCUGUGCUGCUGUCCGACGUUCACACCGUUAGGGUGGAGUCGGAAUACCAGAGAGUCCGACAGCAUAACGCCAUCAUCACCGAGGAUAAUAAAGUGAGCGGCGUGACGGAUUCUACCAGAAUGAUGGGCUACUCCUUCCUCUGUCCCUCUGUGACGCCCCGCCCUCACGUCGCCACGGUGGCGCUCAACCCACAAGACGAGUUCUUCCUCCUGGGCAGCCGGGGGUUGUGGGAUUUGAUGUCUCCCAGCGAGGCGAUCGAGGCGGUCCGGAAUGUUCCAGACGCGCUCGCCGCUGCUAAGAAGCUGGUGACGCUGGCUCAGAGCUACGGCUGCUCCGACAGCCUGAGCGCCGUCGUGGUGCGGCUCAGCAUCACCGAAGACUGCUGCUGUUUCUGUGAGCCACCGCCCAGCCCCGGCCCGGGCCAGCCCACCUCCCAUCCGUACUCGUCCAGCAACGACGGCGGGAUUCCUCUGCCGCCCGCCUCCUCUGGAACCGUGAGCGAGCUGAGCAGCGAGUUCAGCAUGUCUGAGAUGAGCAGUGAAGUGGGAUCCACGGCGUCCUCAGAAGAGCCGCCGCCUCAGACCGAACCUCCCUCCCACCCGAACGCCCAGGGUCGGGCUGGAGCACGGAGAGCCGCCUGUGCAGGAGGGAGCUUCCAGAGGCAGUUCUCCGGAGCACUGUCCGACAACGGGCUGGACAGCGAGGACGAGGAGCCCAUCGCUGGCGUUUUCUCCAACGGCAGCCGGGUGGAGGUGGAGGCCGACGUCCACUGUCUGCUCCGUCAUGACUGCGCCCACACUCACGCCGCUAGCGCAAGCAAACCUCCUCCAGUCACAUCUGCAAACGAGCUCCUCCCCCCGUCUUUCACAUCCUUGUCUCCCUCCCCCGUCCCUCCCCCCUCCCCCUGCCUGAGCGGGGAGGUGCGGUCCGGAACUCUGGGCCGGAGGGCUCGAGCCAACGGUUCUGUGGCCUGCCAGGGCCGGAACCAGGAUCUGAUCGAGGAGGCUGCAGACGCGCCCGUCAAGAAGCAGGGGGGCUACUUCAACGCUCCGGCCCAGCCAGACCCGGAGGAUCAGCUGAUCAUCCCUCCGGAGCUGGAAGAGGAGGUCCGUCAGAUCAUCCAGCAGCAGGAACAGAUGCAGACACACAACCAGCAAACGCACGCCUACCAGAGACCGGCCGACUACUUCGUCACGCCUCUCUAAUCUAACCUCCGCCUCCAUCAUCGUCGUCAUCAGCAUCUUCAUCCCGAGCUACUGUCAGGGCGGGGGUCGUCUCUAAACACAACUUCAAACGAGAAGCUUUUCGUUUAUUCUUUAUUCUCAUCUCACCUCAAAGCUCGAUGCAAUUUCUGUAACUGAUGAAAUGCUGACCUGCAGAUUUUCCACCGUCUGAAAAAGCACUUUGUGUUCGAGUUUCUGAAACGGUACGUUUACAUUCACACCACUUUGUUUUUGUUUGCUGUUGACGUCGCUGCUGAGAGCCUUAAAGUUGUUGGAGUUAGUGACUGUUUAACCAACUCUUAGGAGUUUAUUCCUUUAAAGUGAGCUAGUCACUGAGGCUACUAAUAUUCUCUGAGAGAAAAGAUUAUUCCUGAAGGCGGGUGUUCUCCGGCUGUGGCGGGCUGCGGUGGUGGGAGCUCCUCACAGCUCCGGGAUCCUCCUCAGAACCGCGCUAGACUUCGCCAGAAGAGCACAACAGAUACUUUUGCUAAAUAAUAAAGUUUUCAGAUAAACUCAAACUGUUCGCUUUGGUUUCUUGAGGAAAGUUUUGUCAAAAACGUGUUUAAGCUUUGAUGAAAUUGCACGUUUUCUCACAGGAUUCUUAUUCAAGCACUAAAAAACUGAAAUCUGACCUAAAACCGGUUUGAGCUGGAAGAGACUGAUACAAAAACAUGUUUUCUCUGCAGUGAAACAAUCCCCACUCUGAAAAUGCACGAGUGGCGUUUGAGUUUGGGAUUUCUUUUGUUUCUAAUCCGGUUUUGACUGAACUCUUACAUCACGGCUGUCCCACUUUAUGUGUGCUCCUUUGUGUGACGGCACUGAUGUCAGGACUGGCAGGAAGGAGGAGACCGGCGGGGACAGCUCGGUCCUGCGAGAAGGGUAUCGCUGCAAACCCGGAGACCGCAGAUUCAGGCUUGUACUGUUUUGAGACGGCUGUUUGCUUGCCUUCCAACCAAGAACUGUUAAAACAGUAGAAGCUUGAAUCUGCAGCAGGCGUGAAUCUGCAGUGUCCAAGUCUGCAGCCUUGAAUCUGCAGUUGCAGUUACACGUUUGUCCUUUAGAGAGCGCUGUCUCAAAAAAAAGUACAAGCCUGAAUCUGCGGGUCUGCAGAGACCCUUUGCACGUGACGUCACGCCACUCAUGUGACCACCGCCUUCGCCAUGAUGGAAGGCAAAAAGACCGCUUAAACUCCAGUGAAGGUAGUCAAAACAAGCCAGUUUGUAGCCUUUUACGGCUUUUAUUUAGUUGAUUUGACAGUAAAAUGGUUUUAGCUUGCUGCGUGGUCGGCUGCACUAACAGACAAGGACGUAAACUCAACUCGUUUUUCUUUUUAAUAACUGAUGGAGACCGAGGGCGGAGAUGAACUGCAGCGAUCAAUCAAUCUAGCGGAUUAGCAGCCUUCAGAUUUGCAGCGAACAUUCUUUUUUACCGGGUAAGAUUAACGUUCAUUUAUUUGACGGGGAAGACAGGGACAGGGAUAAAUGUGAUGGGUUUAUACUAGUUAUUGAUCCUGAUGGACGGGUAUUUCACCACGGAGGCUGCGCGCCGUCCACUGUAGUGUAAAGCGAGACAAUUAACAAUAUUAAAGCUCCGAUGUAUGAUUA
Molecule: messenger RNA, 7059 nt
Organism: Nothobranchius furzeri (turquoise killifish)
Lineage: Eukaryota; Metazoa; Chordata; Actinopteri; Cyprinodontiformes; Nothobranchiidae
Product: PH domain leucine-rich repeat-containing protein phosphatase 1
Molecular function (GO): protein binding
Source: RefSeq, a predicted model, not a curated record